Molecule: messenger RNA, 1313 nt
Organism: Nelumbo nucifera (sacred lotus)
Lineage: Eukaryota; Viridiplantae; Streptophyta; Magnoliopsida; Proteales; Nelumbonaceae
Product: TLC domain-containing protein At5g14285-like
Cellular component (GO): membrane
Source: RefSeq, a predicted model, not a curated record
UUCGCAGGUACAAUUCUGCAACUCCUCUUCGCUUACUUUCUAUCAGGGAAAAACCCUAACCCUAGUUCUUUAGCAUUAGUGUCUUUGCGUUCUGAUGUAAUGUGUGCCACCGCGAUGAGAAAACGGGGAAAUCGUAUGUUAUCGACUUCUACAGAGGAUCGACAGUUCCGAGCUUUAGAAUUGUUCAAGGUUCAGAUUUUUUAAUUGGUAUUACAGAAUCUUGUGAUUAUUUAUUUUGAAAACAUUGCCGUCCUCGUGUUUGUUUAGUUGGUCUCAAUGGAAACCCUAACUCCUAUCCCGAUCCUCCCUAUGUUCUUUUCAAUGUUUCUCUCGAUCUAUCUCGUCGCCUACUAUAUCGUUUUCCGUAACUGGAGCCCAAAACACCGCACUGAAGCCUCCAGCUGCCUCAUCUCUCUGGCUCAUGGCACUCCUGCUGUUGUCUUGGCCACUUAUGCUAUAGCAACACAAUCUCCUCGUGGCUUUGCUUCUCCAAACACCAGUUUCCAGAAUUUGGUACUUGAUUUCAGCAUUGCUUAUUUCUCGAUGGAUCUCGUUCAUUAUCUCAUUUUCUUCCCAAACGACAUCCUCUUCAUGGCUCAUCAUUUGGCAACUCUCUUCGUAUUUUUGACAUGCCGAUACAUGGUUUUCCAUGGGGCAUUCGCCAUUCUCGUUCUUCUCGUCCUUGCAGAGAUCACCAGUGCUUGCCAGAAUACGUGGACACUCGCCAAUGCCCGUAGAGCAGAUGUGCCUGCCGCUGCCAAACUGUACAAUUUCUUGUCUCCUCCAUUCUAUGCCUUCUAUUCUGUUGUUAGAGGGAUUGCUGGACCACUCUUUAUCUAUGAGAUGGGCGUCUUCUAUUCAAGUGGAGCAGCAGAUGCUGUGAUACCAAGGUGGAUUUAUGUUUCUUGGAUGGUUGUGGUUGUAGUGGCAAUUUCUGUUAGUAUGUUAUGGAUCUCAAAUCUUUGGGUGGAGCUUUACAGAGAAAGAACUGUCAGAAUGGAAAAGAAAGUGAGAUGAAAGAUGCGGCUUUUCAGUUAUCUUUGCCAACAAUCCUUGACGAGUUUCGUAUCGGAAUGUCAACUUAUUGGUUCUUCUCUCAUGCUAUGUCAAAAAUGAAAACAAUUAGCUACAGAGUUCAUGACAAUGGAUUUAAACUUUUGCCUAACUUUGUAUCCUCAGCACAAUUUUUUGCUGUAAUGAAAUGUAAAAAACCCCAUCUUUUCUCAACUACCAAGUAAUAAAAGUUUAUUUCCUCUGUAACCUAUAUUUUCUCGGUAAAAAUUAUGUUGUACAGAAUUGGCAGUUUUUCAUAA